AAGUGCGAACAGAGGCGAAAAAAAGCCCCGCCCAUUUUCCCUGGAGAGACGCUUUUCCUUCACAUCCAGCAUUUAUCAUGGAGCUGAAUGAAGAACAACAGAAAGCUGCAGAGUUUGAACUGCGUCGCUGUCUGCCUCGAUCAUUAAAGAUUUAUGGUUUCUUGGUCCUCAGAAACAGAGUGAAAUCAGAUCCAUACGUUGUUUUAGUGGACAGAUGGCCAGGGUUCAGUGUAAUUAUCUGCAAACCCAAGUAUGAACAGAAAAGUGAUCUAUUCAAAGACACAAUGGUUUUUGCAAAGGAUGAAGUCCUUCUCAUGGAAACGAUAAGGAAAACCUCUGUAAUUGACUGGAGCAGGUAUCUUUGUCUUGGGAUCAGUCUUCCACACAUGGAAAUCAUUAAAACAGCUGCAUCAGAAAGGAAUGUUCCCAGCUACAAACUGUCCAUUUGUCACAUGAUGAUCCUGGACGAUGCAUCCAAGCUACCCGCUAUAGACUGCUCAGGGAUCAGCAUCGACUCCCUGGAUGAAUCCCACAUCGACUUGGUGAAUCAGACAUGGAAGUUUUCAAAGAACCAAGAGGCUGUUAGGAUGAUCCGCAACAUGGUUACAAACUUCCCGUCCUGCUGUGUGAUGGAUGCCGAAGGAAAGCCUGUGUCCUGGAUGUUGACCUAUGUGUCCUGUGCCCUUGGAAUGCUGUAUACUUUGCCGGAGCACAGAGGGAAAGGCUACGCUAAAGUCCUGAUUAGCAGCAUGGCUAAGAAACUCAUUGGUCAGGGAUACCCGGUGUUCUGCUUCAUAGAGGAGGAGAACAAAGUCUCCUACAAGCUCUUCAAAAGCAUGGGCUUCUCAGAGGACCCCUCCUAUAGAGAAGCGUGGUUUGGAUUCAAUCAUUUAUAAAUGCUUCCAUACAAGAACAUCAACUUAUAUAUUAGUUGAAACAUUAAAAAAAAAAUCAUAAUUACAAGGUGUGAGCACGUUAUUUGCAUUUGUUUCAAAAACAAUAAGAGCUGAGAAUAAAUAGAAAAAACAUUUCUAAUUUUUUAGUUUCUAUUUCAGGCUUCAGUUAUCAAGCUGGAACUUUGUCAGUGCAGAUCUCUUGACACGUCUCACUUUUCAGGAGAUGGACUUGAUGAAGCACUUGAUCUGAAAAAGAAAAUGUGUAUAUAUUACACUAGAAAAAAUGAGAUAAAGGAAAAACUAUUACUUAAUUAUGAAUUUAUCGCUCAGCGUUUGGACUUAAUGCCUUUUACAGUAGAAUGAUCAGACUUUUUUCCUCCCAGGAACCAAGAGGUGGACAUUGAACAACAAUCAAUAAAUUCAAAACCAAA
This is a messenger RNA of Cyprinodon tularosa, 1327 nucleotides long. RefSeq lists its product as uncharacterized. The transcript has 5 exons. The coding region runs from base 78 to 896 and encodes 272 amino acids. Gene Ontology annotation, molecular function: glycine N-acyltransferase activity. Gene Ontology annotation, cellular component: mitochondrion. NCBI's taxonomy places the organism in Eukaryota, Metazoa, Chordata, Actinopteri, Cyprinodontiformes, Cyprinodontidae. The record is from RefSeq and is a predicted model, not a curated record.